Drosophila busckii is the source of this 2046-nucleotide messenger RNA. Its product is annotated as tyrosine-protein phosphatase 10D-like. The transcript has 2 exons. The record is from RefSeq and is a predicted model, not a curated record. Lineage: Eukaryota; Metazoa; Arthropoda; Insecta; Diptera; Drosophilidae. Bases 24 to 1001 code for a protein of 325 amino acids.
UGGUUGACAACAAACCCAGCUCCAUGCUGCUGGCCAAGGAUCAACAGCAGCAGCAGCAGCAGCAGCACCAUGCGGGCAACAGCAACAUGGAUAUGAGCGAACAGCAACAACAGCAGGCAGUUAUUAUGACCACAUCGCUGCCUGGGAACAGCGGCUUUACCACGCUGCAGCAUCGACGCAAAUCGCAGCUGAUUACAUUUAGCGCCUCCUCCUGUGAUAUCAAAAACAGUCUCAGCCACGAGCUCAUACACAACAAUGCUGGAGGUGCUGGUGGAGCAGCGAACGGGAAUGGCGGCAACAGCACACGCGCUAGUCGCGCCAAUGUGCGUCUGAGUUUUGCCGAAGAGGAUGUUAUGAUCUUGCCACAGCAGCAGCAGCAGCAGACUGAUGAUGAAGUAUUUCGUCGUCGCUCGCUGCUGGAAGUUGAGCUGGGCAUUGAGGUGAACGAAGAUCCGCAGCUGGAGCCAGCCAAUCAGCUGCAGCUGCAGCAACAGCAACAGCAGCAGGUUGAGGAGCUGGACGAGGAGGAAGUGCUCGAGCUGUAUAUGCAUGACGAGUUUGAAACUCACAUUGAUGCCAAAUCGAAUAAUGCCAAUGAUGACAGCGGCGGUGGCAGCUAUGAGGACUCGCAUGCUCUGCAUAGUUCGCUGGGUGGCAGCAAUCGCAACAGCCUAGAGAAGGAUGAUGAUGAUAUCGAUGUGGAUGUCAUAAGCACCGAUGUCAGCUGCUAUGAUCAGCUCUUGGGCAGCAGCUGCAAUACGCGCAACGGCGAUGACGAUGACAUUGCCACACUCAUUGGCGAUGCCGAUGGCAGCAGCAGCAAUUAUACCAAACUAAACAAGAAUAGCAUUUUAGGUGUUGCCGUUGCAACUGCAACUGCUACUGCUGGUGGCGGUGGCAGUGUUGGUGUUGGAGGUGGUGGUGGUGGCGGUGGUGGCGCUGGCGUCAUUUAUGCCAAUCCAUUUAUGGAUGACGAAGGCAUUGCGGAGUCGGGCAUGUGAGCUACAGAUUCGACUUAAACUCAAACUAAGACCCCAAACUGAUAUCAACUGAAUCCAAUCCAACAAUGUGGCAAACUACAUAAUUAAUUUUUACUUAAAUUAAACAUAAGCAACGCUUGAUAUUAUAUACUUGAUAUAUAUAUAUAUAUAUACACACACACACAAACGCAUAUGUAUGUUUGUACAUAUAUUUAUAUAGCCAUAGCUAUAUAUACUUUAGAUGUGUAAAACUCGAAUCAGUCAGCCUAUAAACAAAAAAAGAAAUAUAUAUAGAUAUAUAUGACAAGCGACUAUACAAUAUACAUAUAUAUCCAAAUUAUUGGUCUCCCUCUCAACUCUACAAAGUUAUACAAGCACCCAAACACCCCCCAAAACAAUCCCCACCCCACCCCAAUAUGUAUUGUAUGGUAUUACUGUAAUUUGUACUUUAUUAACGCCGACAUUGGUACUACCGAUAUUACCUAUAUGCAUACAGACAUAACUUUUAAUGAUUAUUGUCAUUCAAUACUAUUUUUUAAUGCUAGCCUCAAUUUUUUUGUAAUGUUAUAUACAACUUAUAUACUAUCUUCCAAUUUUUUGUAAACUAAAUGUUAGUUGAAAUGACCCAAUUUAUAUAUGAUAUACCAUAUAUAUAUAUAUAGCUUCCAGAAGCGCUUAACAGUUUCAUUUUGUAUAUAUAUACUAUAUACAUACGUGUGUACAUAGUCUAGUAUAUAUGUACUCGAUGAAACGCUGCUUGGGCACACAUAUACCCAACAUAUAUCCAUACAUAUACCCAACAACAAGAACAACAACAACAACACCACAAUAAUACAUACAACAGCAAUGUGUACAUAUAUAUAGGAGCAUUACAUAUAAUAUGUGUGUAUAUUUGCAAUAAUUCAGUUACAUAGUUUUUUAAAUGUUGAAGCAUUUGAUAUAGGAGAGAGCUCUCUGAGCGCUAGAUAAACGACUUUUGAAUCUACUGCUUUUUAGCUUUCGAUAUAAAUCUAAAUCUAAAUCAACCAACUAAUUGUAUUUGUAUGUAAUUUUUUUUUAUUUUUUU